This is a messenger RNA of Parus major (Great Tit), 3429 nucleotides long. RefSeq lists its product as uncharacterized. The transcript is spliced from 7 exons. Lineage: Eukaryota; Metazoa; Chordata; Aves; Passeriformes; Paridae. Bases 2069 to 2755 code for a protein of 228 amino acids. The record is from RefSeq and is a predicted model, not a curated record.
AUGUGUGGUUUUAAUUUUAAAGUGCAGGAUUCCCAGAAGCCAAGCUCAUCAGCGCUGGUGGCAAGCUGCAGCCAAGAAAGGCUGUGACUGAAGCCAUUCUAGAAGUUGGUGUAUCUUUCUCCCUGCCCCUGAUGUGCUUCUGUUGUGGCCCAGAGCCCCAGUGAAACCCUGGGUUCUAGGUGCAGUCAGUCCUUUGUCCUUUUGUUUGCAGACACAGGAGAUGGAUUUUGCUGCAACUGAAAGAAAUUCUGUUGCUGUGAGCAGGGAAUAGGUGAAAAGUGAGCCUGUCAUGGUUUCAAGCCUUGGAACCUUUUCUGGGCUCUGUUUGUAGCGGUCCUCGUGCUUGGUUUGUGUCACUCUCAGGGACCCCUGCAAUGCAGAAGGAGAGACUGGACUCCCCAGCCAUCUUGAACCAGAUGUGAAAUGAAUUAAAAAUCAUGAGCAGUUCCAUCUUCCACCAUUAAUUUUGGUCAGUAACUUUUGUUUACACAUCUCUCUUUGAAGAAAUUAAAUGAGCCUGGAUGCCAUUAUAGAAUGCAUAACUUGGCACUUGAUUCUGCUGAGUUCCAGAAACUCAGACAAUAAGAGGAGGAAAUGGGUGUGCUGUGGAAUACAAAGCUCUCAGCUGCUCAGGUCUGCUGGCACUGGGUUUAUUUGCUGUUACCCAAGUGGGCACUGAAAACGGAAACCGACUCACAGCCUCUGCAGCCCUUCGUGAGGCCAUGUAAAACCUGCUGCAUCCAAUAAAUGCCAAUGAUGUAGCAAAGUGAAGAGUUUGGGGUUUGUAACCUGACUCAUUAAAACAUCUCACCCAAGGAAAAGCUGCCCACUGCAUUUCUGCAUCCUUAAAUCUGACAGCCCCAGGUAAAGGUGUUGUUUACCAGCCAAAGCGAGGCUCCCACUGAGCAGCUGAGAGCUGGAGCCAGAGGGAAAUUCCCUGUCAGCCAGAAGAAUGGAGCAUCUCAGUAGCUGCUUCUUCACACUUCUGCCUUGUAUCUGAAGAAGGAUCAUGCAAUUUCUUCCAUUGAGGUAGAUAGUAAUUUCUUUGUUGUGGUCUGUUGUAAAGCAAUCUUCUGGCAGGACUGAGAAUCUCUUAUCUACUGCUGUAAUGUUAAGUGCUGUUGGGCUUUAGCCAAAGCAGUAUUUCAAGAAUUUGCUAGGCAUUGAUUUUUAGAGAUCAUUAUUUAUCCUUUGAAAAGCAAAGGUUAAAGUUUACCUUUUGCUGUUAAUGUAACUGUGGUUGGCAUAUUUACAUAAGCAGCCAGCUCCUGUCAAAUUAGGAAAUCCACGCUGGGAUUUUAUCAGUUAUAGAUUAAUUUUGAAAGCACUGUGCUAUGAACAAUGCUUGUGCUAACUUCAGCUUCAAUGCAGUUAAACUCCACCAACUUUGGGUGUAUCCUGGGUAGUGUUUGGGGUGACCACAGAGUCAGAACCUUCCUGUGCAGUGAAUGUUGGAAAUUUUUAAGGACCCUUUAAAUAAAAAAGAAGCAAGGUGACAGGGGGUGUGCUAAGGUGUGAGUUCCUGUUGUCACUCAUCCUUGCCAGAUGGGUAAUUUCUCAGAAAAAUGAAAAAUUAAUUGACAAUUGUAGUGCAUCCAAUUACAGGAUUCCCUCCUUUCCAUCUCAUCCCUCUUAGAUGGCUUCAGGACCAUGGCUUUGUCUUUAAAAACAAUGUCUGUUCCAGGAAAUUAUGUGCAAAUACAGUCCAAGUUCAUUAUCUGUAAAAGGUAAUAUAAGCCUAAAAGAAGAAGAGAGAAAUGCUCCUGACAGAUACCUUAGUGUGUUGAAAUUUAGGUCAUUAAAUGAAUACCUCACAUCUGAUUUCAAAAAUUCAGAAAUAGCAAUAUUAAUGAUAUAUUUUUAUGGAACUUCUGGGUUUCAUAAAGGAAAAUAUGCUGGGUAAGUUAUCAGGAAGUUGUAUCAGUUUUAAGUUAAUUAGUAAUUCUUUAUAGAGAAGGAUGCUGUAAAACAAGCUCAAAAUCCACAACCCAUAGCAGCAGAAAGGGAAGUUCAUUCUGCUGCUGGCAGAGUCUGGAAGGAAAGGUGUUUUUCUCCCAUUGGCUCCAGGAUGUCCUUUCUGAAAGUCCUGCUGUGUGUCCUGGUCCUGGCCGGCCCCUGGCUGAGUGAGGCUUCAGCACCCAACUGCACUGGAGUUGCAGACUUUAAGGCCUGUCUGGGUAAUGCAGAUGAAUUCUGUCCUAAAAGUAUUUCUUGCCAGUGUAAAAAUGAAAAACCUUUUUGCAGAUGUGAUUACUUCAGAAGCGGCUGGAAGGAGUAUUGGUACAUGGGUCCCAAAUGUAACCACCUUUGGAAUACCCUGGAUUUCAUUUUAGUGGCUACUCUUCCUGCAGUGGGACUGGUUAUCAUAGUGGUUGUAAUAUUUUCUGUUGUCUACUGCUUGAAAGUGGAAAAGGCUGGGAAGCAGCCGCAGCCUCCACCCAGUGGAGCACAGCAGAACCCUGCAUUCAAUGGUGACACAGCUGCCAGCCUGGGGCACGGCCACCAUCAGCCAGCCGGGGAUACCUGGGUUGGACAAAUUCCAAAAGUUGUACUGAAAAGACAAGAUUUUAAUGAUGCCUCAGUCCCAAAUCAAAGGCAGAAUUACAGUCCUGUGUAUGCUCAGCCUCUAAGGCCAGCAGAUCCAUCAUCAGAUUAUUUCCCUCAGUCCCGAGCCCAGCGGGACAAGUUUGACUAUCCCAGGAAGGAUUUGCCUUAUCCAGUUUAUCCAGAGGCAAGACAGUACCAGAGAUACUAAGAACAAGUGCUUCCUGUAUCAGAAAUGUCUUGGAAUGCUGUGUGAUCACUGGACAAUCGAGGUGCUGAGAGACCAAUGAGACCCUGGUGGGACACAGAGGAAAUUGCCGUCCUUAUUAGAGAGUGCUAAUAAGUUAUUGCAAAGAGAAGGUAUAGAGGAUAAUAGUAAAAGAAAACCUGAUAUGAUAUGACAUUACCAUCUGAUUUAUUUACUGUCUAAUUGGUGAGAGCUUCCUGUAAAUCCCUGAUGCUGCAGUGCACAAGGGUCUGGCCUGGCAGUGUGGUACAACCACAGCCAAGGACUUGGCCUCUCUCUGUCCCAAGACUUAUCAAAUACCUACAGAGCCAUUCCCUUGUCCCUUGUCUUUUUACCUACAGAGCCAUUCUCUUGUCCCUUGUCUUUUUACCUACAGAGCCAUUCUCUUGUCCCUUGUCUUUUUUGCUUUGUCUUCUGUGUUGAUCCCAACAACUGGAAUGUUUUGUCUUUAAAACCACCCUGGCUUCCUUUGUAACUUUUCUGUAAAUGAGGAAAAUAAAUGAAGUUAUGGAAGAUUGACUACCUUGCCACUAAGUAACAAAUGAAAGACACUGAAGACUGGGAUUUAUUUCCCAUUUUCCAAAAAGUCUGAGGCACAUUAUAUUGCGAUUUAUAUUAAACGAUUUUUUUUAGUAUUA